AUGGCACCAUACCUCCUGCUCGUCGUGAUCGGCGCUUUCGAUGCACACUCUAUGGAAGUACGACGACGAGGCCGUCACGGGGCCGCCGAUCCACGUGGAAUACUGGCGCUAGGGAGGAUCCCGACACCUCCUUGUUGGCGAGUCUCUUUGGAUCAUCGGCUUCAGUCGUUCGGGAAACCCCUGGAACAGCCUGUUGCCGACAAGGUGUUGUCGUACAUGUCGUUGCGAUCGUUUACGUUGCAGUCGCCGAUCGACGCUUGUAUCUGGCUGUGGAUUCCGUCCACGACGGGCACGUCGAUGUGCUCGAUCGAAGAGGGAUCGCGCAGUGCUUCGGGGGGGUCGGAUGCUUUGCAAUUGGAUUUGGAGAGACGAAGAAGAUUAAUCCAACAAGUCCGACCCACAGCGCGCACGCAGUCAUCUCGAUUUCAGUUCAUAACGGGACAACAUUUUUUAUUAAUUUUUAUUAUAUUGACUAUUUUCCGGAGCAUAAUAAGCUACUUUUUACCCCAAACAUUCAGCCCACUAUAA
Molecule: messenger RNA, 528 nt
Organism: Macrosiphum euphorbiae (potato aphid)
Lineage: Eukaryota; Metazoa; Arthropoda; Insecta; Hemiptera; Aphididae
Source: the annotation of a GenBank genome assembly